Molecule: messenger RNA, 2151 nt
Organism: Procambarus clarkii (red swamp crayfish)
Lineage: Eukaryota; Metazoa; Arthropoda; Malacostraca; Decapoda; Cambaridae
Product: mucin-2-like
Source: RefSeq, a predicted model, not a curated record
AUGCUUACCCUUAUACCCACAGUGAUUGGUAGUGAGGCACCAUACUUCACAGUAGCCACAGUGACUGGUAGUAAGGCACCAUACUUCACAGUACCCACAGUGCCUGGUAGUGCGGCACCAUACUUCACAGUAGCCACAGUGACUGGUAGUGAUGUACCAUACUUCACAGUACCCACAGUGACUGGUAGUGAUGUACCAUACUUCACAGUACCCACAGUGACUGGUAGUGAGGCACCAUACUUCACAGUAGCCACAGUGACUGGUAGUGGUGUACCAUACUUCACAGUACCCACAGUGACUGGUAGUGAUGUACCAUACUUCACAGUACCCACAGUGACUGGUAGUGAUGUACCAUACUUCACAGUACCCACAGUGCCUGGUAGUGAGGCACCAUACUUCACAGUACCCACAGUGACUGGUAGUGAUGCACCAUACUUCACAGUACCCACAGUGACUGGUAGUGAUGUACGAUACUUCACAGUACCCACAGUGACUGGUAGUGAUGUACGAUACUUCACAGUACCCACAGUGACUGGUAGUGAGGCACCAUACUUCACAGUACCCACAGUGACUGGUAGUGAGGCACCAUACUUCACAGUAGCCACAGUGACUGGUAGUGCGGCACCAUACUUCACAGUAGCCACAGUGACUGGUAGUGCGGCACCAUACUUCACAGUAGCCACAGUGACUGGUAGUGAUGUACCAUACUUCACAGUACCCACAGUGCCUGGUAGUGCGGCACCAUACUUCACAGUAGCCACAGUGACUGGUAGUGAUGUACCAUACUUCACAGUACCCACAGUGACUGGUAGUGCGGCACCAUACUUCACAGUACCCACAGUGACUGGUAGUGAUGUACCAUACUUCACAGUACCCACAGUGCCUGGUAGUGCGGCACCAUACUUCACAGUAGACACAGUGACUGGUAGUGAUGUACCAUACUUCACAGUACCCACUGUGACUGGUAGUGAUGCACCAUACUUCACAGUACCUACAGUGACUGGUAGUGCGGCACCAUACUUCACAGUACCUACAGUGACUGGUAGUGCGGCACCAUACUUCACAGUACCUACAGUGACUGGUAGUGCGGCACCAUACUUCACAGUACCUACAGUGACUGGUAGUGCGGCACCAUACUUCACAGUACCCACAGAGACUGGUAGUGAUGUACCAUACUUCACAGUACCCACAGUGACUGGUAGUGCGGCACCAUACUUCACAGUACCCACAGUGACUGGUAGUGAUGCACCAUACUUCACAGUACCCACAGUGGCUGGUAGUGAUGCACCAUACUUCACAGUACCCACAGAGACUGGUAGUGAUGCACCAUACUUCACAGUAGCCACAGUGACUGGUAGUGAUGUACGAUACUUCACAGUACCCACAGUGACUGGUAGUGAUGUACCAUACUUCACAGUACCUACAGUGACUGGUAGUGCGGCACCAUACUUCACAGUACCCACAGAGACUGGUAGUGAUGUACCAUACUUCACAGUACCCACAGUGACUGGUAGUGCGGCACCAUACUUCACAGUACCCACAGUGACUGGUAGUGAUGCACCAUACUUCACAGUAGCCACAGUGACUGGUAGUGCGGCACCAUACUUCACAGUAGCCACAGUGACUGGUAGUGCGGCACCAUACUUCACAGUACCCACAGUGACUGGUAGUGCGGCACCAUACUUCACAGUAGCCACAGUGACUGGUAGUGCGGCACCAUACUUCACAGUAGCCACAGUGACUGGUAGUGCGGCACCAUACUUCACAGUAGCCACAGUGACUGGUAGUGCGGCACCAUACUUCACAGUACCCACAGAGACUGGUAGUGCGGCACCAUACUUCACAGUACCCACAGUGCCUGGUAGUGCGGCACCAUACUUCACAGUAGCCACAGUGACUGGUAGUGAUGUACCAUACUUCACAGUACCCACAGUGACUGGUAGUGCGGCACCAUACUUCACAGUACCUACAGUGACUGGUAGUGCGGCACCAUACUUCACAGUACCUACAGUGACUGGUAGUGAGGCACCAUACUUCACAGUACCCACAGUGACUGGUAGUGAGGCACCAUACUUCACAGUACCCACAGAGACUGGUAGUGAUGUACCAUACUUCACAGUAGCCACAGUGACUGGUAGUGAUGCCACAUAA